UGGGUCCUCACCUUGUUCCUUCAUACGCUCAUGUUCUCGUUCUCAUGGUGGCCAUAAGCUCAUUCAACUAGUGUGAAAGAGCACACACCCUCUUCAUUUCACACCAACCAAACUGUAUCAGCACUAUUAAUUUCCCAUCUUGCACUAAAUAGCUCUUAGCUAUUGAACAAGUACUAGAGGGUGGUCCAAGUCUAUUUUUCAAAAAAUGGAGGUCCAAAAAAUAAUGACUCGAGUGCUCCUGUUGCUGUUGUUCUCAUGGGCUAUGAUAGUGGCGGCCGACGUCGAUUGCACGACCGUGACAGGGUUCCUCACGGCUUGCUCUACAUUCAUCACCUAUGGCACACCAGACCCACUUCCAGGCUCACCAUGUUGUGAUUCCAUGAUGAGCCUCGGUGUGAUUGCUGAAUCUGGAAAUGAUAGGUCUAUCUGUCAAUGCUUAAUGGGCCUCAUUACUACCUAUAAUCCUAAUGCUACAGCAAUUGCUACUCUGCCAGGCUUCUGCGGAUUAAGCCUUGGCUUCAUUCUUGAUCCUAAUACAGAUUGCUCCUCUGUUCCUUGAGUUGUUGAGGUCAGUGAAAUUAUGAGGUUGGUUCCAAAGGAGAGGCUAUGGGGCUGAAUAAGAAGUUUGUCUCCAAGUACAGUCACUAAGAAAUACAAAAUAAGUGACUCUUCUUUCUAAAAUAGCAAGUUUGAGCUUGUAUGUUGAUGAAUUGAUAAUUGAUUUUCCCCAUCGUAUUUGUUUCUCAUUUAAG
Molecule: messenger RNA, 752 nt
Organism: Populus euphratica (Euphrates poplar)
Lineage: Eukaryota; Viridiplantae; Streptophyta; Magnoliopsida; Malpighiales; Salicaceae
Product: Bifunctional inhibitor/lipid-transfer protein/seed storage 2S albumin superfamily protein
Exons: 2
Coding region: 206-559 (117 amino acids)
Biological process (GO): lipid transport
Molecular function (GO): lipid binding
Source: RefSeq, a predicted model, not a curated record